Pungitius pungitius (ninespine stickleback) is the source of this 3746-nucleotide messenger RNA. RefSeq names its product HPS3 biogenesis of lysosomal organelles complex 2 subunit 1 (gene hps3). Lineage: Eukaryota; Metazoa; Chordata; Actinopteri; Perciformes; Gasterosteidae. Gene Ontology annotation, cellular component: cytoplasm. The transcript has 25 exons. The record is from RefSeq and is a predicted model, not a curated record. Gene Ontology annotation, biological process: organelle organization. The coding region runs from base 218 to 3451 and encodes 1077 amino acids.
GGGCGCUUGUUGUUGCGCCUGAACUUUCACUUCCUGCUUGACAGCGUGAGAUCAAUAAAACUGCAGGAACCGUCGUUACUCUUCACUGGAAGAGAAAGAGAAGCUAAAGAUCUGGAAGGUGUCCUGCUAGACGGGGAAACCCAAACAGAAGAGGAUGCAGCAAUCACUUACAUUUUUCAACUUUUAAUAAAGCCUUGCUCCAAGACACAGACCAAACAUGGUGCAUGUUUACAACUGCCAUCCUUUCUCCUCACAGCAGAUAGUACAGGUGGAGCAGGAGCCUGGACUCAUCUGCUGCGGAGGUGGGGCCCUGUUCGUGGUGGCUACUGGAGGAUGCAAGGUGGAGGCCUAUGAUUUGGAAAAGGAGGGCUGCCCUCUCAUUUGUCGCUUUGCCACCAUGGGCACAGUGAAGAGCAUCCAGCACAGCCGGAUGGGAGAUUACCUGGUGACCAUUGAAGAAAAGAACUGCGCCACCUAUUUGAGAGCAUACACCAACUGGCGCUACCAGGCGGAGGGGAAGGCCCGUGUCGGGGUGCGUUUGUUGGGCCACCUGCUGCGUGGGGCGUCUGUGCGGGGCGGAGUGCAGAUGGAGAUCAUUGAGAUCCCCCUGUCAGAGCGCCCUGUCGCCGUGGCGUGUUGCCCGGUAACAGGAGACCUUCUGGUCGGCUGCGAGAACACUUUGGUUCUGUUUACUUUGAGGAGACAGAACCAGCAGAGCCAGAAUCAAAGUCAGCAGAUGGUUCAGAGCACCUGGACAAACUCUCAGCAGAGAUCCAGUCAAGGUCAGAUCAUGGAUUCAAACCCGAAUUUCCUGGAUUUUGAACGCUCAGUAAUCCUGCAUCUUUCACAAAUGAACCCUAAACAGGUGGCGCUGUGUGGAGAGUAUGUUGCAGUGCAGGGGGAGCUGGAAGUGCUUGUCGUAAAACUGGAGACAUCCUCUGAACCUAAAACCCUGGAAGAAUCAUCAGACACGAAGAAAACAGACCACCUGGAAGACCCGGUUGACUUUCAGGUCCUUCCGAUACACCAAGAGUUGCUUGGUGAUCGAGCUAAAGAGUGCGACAUUGCUGUCAGCGUGGAGAAGACCGGCCUGGAGGACAGUAAAGGACAAUACACACUGUCGUAUGUUCUCUUCAGGCGUUUUACUCCGGACUUCUUCCAGGGCUGCAGUGUGGAGGAGACCCAACUUCACUCCCUACAACUCUACCCGCUGUUCACCGGGAACCAGUCGGUGUCUCUGCAGGAACCAUCCUGCGUAUUCUGCUUCUUCUCCCUCCCCUCCGCCGGCUACCUGUACAGUCUGAAGGGUGGAGUCGAGCUUCUCUCGGCCUAUCAGUAUCCAGAGAAGGUCCUGAAGGCGGUGCUGACAGACUACCUGUUGCACGUCAUUACAAAGAGUGCUUUGCAGUGUUUCACAGUGCGCUGUGCAGCAGUAGCAGCCAGGAUUGAAGACCCAUACAUUGACAGCACCAUGAAGGCCUGUCCACCCUGCAGCAUGGAGGUGUGUGCCCUCCGGAUACAGCUGUUUAUUGGUCUGCGUUCCAUGUGCGUCUACGGCCACCAUGUGAUCCUUCUAUCCGCCGCUGACGCGGAGACAACCGAGGAACCCGAACGCACCACACAGCGCAGAGGCCUUGAGUUGAAAGAGCACACCAUGCUGACUGGUAUUUUCCUGGCGGUGGGAAUCGAUCCCGCAACCACGCCAGCUCUGGAGAGCCUUCUUUCGCGCCCCUUCGUGAGCAGGAAGUGGACAAUCUCUUCCCCCAAACCAGCCAGCACUGCAGGACACGGAUGGAAUCUUUACGUGGUCGACACCGUCUCCCCCCUCACUCUUUACCAGGAGAUGGUCGAAUACAGCCAGCGGUACGCGGAGACCAACCCGCAGGCUCAAAGUCUUCGGCACCUCUUGAGUGAAGCUCACCUCCUCCUGCGAACCUCCUUACUCCAAACUUCAGAGCAGCAGCGAAUCACGGAGGGAGACUCCUCUCUGUCUCCGCAGGCCGGUACAGGCGGGCCGGCUGAGGAACCGGCCGCUGUGCGCACAGACUGUAGAGAACUAGAGGAGGCCUUCAAGCAGAACUGUGCACAGCUGGGAGACUGUUUCAGCAGGGGGAGUCAGAGGGAGUGCCACCUGGCUCUGCCCUACUACAGGAUGUCUGGUUUGUCGGUCACAGAGCUCAUGGCCCGGAACCGGCCACUUCCUGGCAGCCCUCACGCCUACGGCCCCGGCUUCCUCUUCUACCUGAAACAUUACCUGUUUGAAGAAACCGAGCAGAUUCUCAGUCAGGAGGCUGCUGAUGAGGUCAUAGACAUUUUCAGCCAAUCAGAGCCCUCGCAGCUUGUCAGUGUUUGUGCCAGCCCGUCUCUGAUAAACAUCAGUCCAGCCAAGACGUUGCAAAUCUUACAACAUCUGGAAGACACAGCUGGCGUGUCUGUUCCUUUGACAACCACCAUGGCAACCAUGAUGUUGCGUUUGGACGACCUGCCAGAGUACACGCGUCUGAUGGAAAGACACGCAGAGAUGGUGCUGGUGUACGGGUUCAUCGAGGAGCCUAGGAUGCUGCUGCACGGCGGAGAUGGAGGCCAGCACGCACACAUCCGUCCCACAGCAUUGACCCGCCAACUGGCAAAGUCCCAACCAGGACUGCUGGUGGCUGCUGUGGUGGCUUUGCAUGAAAACAACAAAGUCCAGCUGGAACACGCUGAUCACAUAUUCAAGGAGCUGGACUGCGAGAACUGCUUACAGGUGGAUUUCUGGGAGGCAAUGCUCAUGGCGUCCUCACAGGAAACCAUCAUCCAGGAACUUCUGUUCCGAGUGGCGUCCGUCUACAUCGACCGACUGACCAACACACCCUUGGAAACACACACCAACGGACCACACACGCCUGUGAAACGCAGGCCACUGAAGAGCGCCGACGAUCUGAUUAACUCGUGCUCCCAUUACGGUGCUCUGUACCCGUGGCUCAUCGUUCUCAAUCCAGCGCACACAACCAGCUCACAACACCAGGAGGCGCUGUACAAAUUGCAGUCUCUCCUCUGUGGCCCGUCGCUGUCAGUGGCCUCCGUCAUGCCUCUGAUGGAGCGUCUUUCAGACCAAACCUUAUGGGGCUUCAGCCUGCACCUCCUCUGCGCCACCAGGAGGGGGCAGUACGACAGCAGCAUCGAGAAGAUGCUGGACCGAUGUCCUCAGGCCAUCAUAGCCUAUGCCAACCACCACUUACAAGAUAAUCACAUGGUGUUAUGGUGGCAGAAGCUGCUCCCAGAGCUUUGUAACAGGACGAGAGUUGCCGCAGACAACGGCAUCCUAUUAGCUGCUCUCAAAGAGACGCUGGUCGUGGUUGCCAUGGAGACAAGCCCCACAGAGUUCCUGGAACUGAUUCCUGAUGAUGGAGCCGUCUCGUAUUUCCUGCCUCACCUUUUGACAUGUAGCCAGAGACACCUGCUUGCAUGAAACACACACACACACACACCCACCCCCUACAAGACAGAAACUGGCACACCGGCCGAUGUGCCACCCUUCAUGCCAUCUCUCUUUCUUUUGUUUUGUCAGCACUUUGUUCUUAGACAAUCAUAAACAGUUUUUAGUCAUUAGUCAUUCACUGAUGUAUUCUCUUUAUUUAUAACUGACAAUGUAGGUAAAGAAGAUAAUAGAAUAUCUAGGAUACACAACAACAGAAUCCACUAUAACGAGCAAGUCACUCCGCAGCAGAUAUGAAAAUGUCCAUAUCUUUGGGGGGGGGGGGGGG